UAAUCUUAGCAAAUGUAAACUUCAUUACCAUUGUUAUCUUUUUAUUUCAUUUUUUUUUCUUAAGGAAAUUUUCGGGAUGUUUACAUGGGUUGUGGCUUGAUGAUAGCCACGCUGCUUUAUCAUGAUUUGGCGUUUGAUAUAUUACUGAAUUGGUUACCUGGAAAUUUGUUUUCUUGGUAUUUUGAUAUACCCUUAUUGUGUUAGUCAUGUAUUAGAUAGUUAUGAAUGGAUGUAGGCAUUUGAAGAAGCUGAGCUACCCAGGCUAAAGGAAGAGAAACCUGGUCUUACUCACACUCAAUACAAGGACAUGAUAUGGAAACUAUGGAAGAAAUCUCCAGACAAUCCUCUAAAUCAGAUUGCUGAGUGAUGACUGCUGCAACUUGUUUGGGCCAGAAGAGCAGGCAAUUUCAUGUAGGCAUGCUGCACAGAUGCAAGCCCAUACCUGUCUACUUAAACUUUCAAAAAAGGGGGGGGGGAAGAAAAAGAGAGGUUGAAUUAAUAAUGCCACAUUUAUAUUUAUACCUAUUGCAACAUGACGAUGGAUUUCCCUUCUGUCUCAUUUCUUUCCUUAGGCAAUGAAAAAUUACUAAUGUACAGUUAGAGAAAUGGUAUUUCGCUUGGUUUGUACCCAUCAGUGAUGUUAUCUUAGUAUUAGUUUUGAUUUUUUUUAAGAUGCUGUUAGUUUUUACGGAAUUGUUUCACAUCUUUCCUUGUGGACUAAUGAAGAUUAAUUAAUAUUGUGAAUUCUGGAUUUUGACUCAUCUCAUGUUAUGCAUUAACAUACCUAAAUUGAUGCUUUUUCUUGGUUCUGGGUCAUCUGGAUUAUAUAGUGACUCUUUGGAAGUUGUUGAUUGGGACUUGAAACAUUCUGUCGUUGAUGAAAUCCGACUAGAAAAUGUUGUAACAGAAAGCCUUUUGAAGCCGGUCAAGGGUAGGGGACAAAAUUCACAUAUCCUGAUAUCAACAAGUGAUCUAACAAAACUCGUUCUGAAAUGGAAUGCUACCUGGGGAUCAAAAUUUGUUUUUGGUCUGAUGGGUGGAAAUGCAAGGAUCAAUUGCAGAAUCAUGUCGUUAUUGAGGGUGAGGACUGUGGAGAAGAGGACAAUCAUUGUUGGCCUAAAAUCUGAUUACUGCAGCAGACAAAUGCUGCUCCAGGUGCUGAGUAUGGUGGUCAGGCCUGGAGAUGAUGUGCUCGCUGUUCAUGUCCAAGAAAUGGAUGAUGAGUUUGACCCGAAUACCUUUCAUAUCCACGAAGAUCUCUGCAAGUCCAAGCAGGUAGAUCUUCUUGUUAAAGUUUGUACUGGAGACUCUUAUAUCUCAGGAUUAUCAAAUCAAGUAAGAGUAAAUCAUGCAACAAUCCUUGCAAUUGGAUGCAACCAUUCAGGGCUAAAGGGUUCAGUUAUAAGCAGCUGCCUGAAGGAGUUACCUCCUACCUGCACUCUUCUGGUAAUGGACAAUGCUGGAAAGAUCCUAUUCCAGAGACAGGGAACUUCACAACAAGGCUGUGCUGGUGCACAUCUUCUGGUUUCUUUGUCAUCUUCCUCCAAAUGCAGUAGGAUAGAUCAAUCAGUGAACCCCCGUCAUUUGCACAAGUCUUUCACUAUACCAUCUUUCUCAUCAUCACCAUCUGCUUCUAGAAUUGAUACCCGAGGACAUUGCAUUCUCAAGAAGCCAUUGCAGGUUCCAGAGCAUCAGUUUAAAAAAUCCUUAACCAUGCCAUCAACAUCAUCAUCACCAUCACAAUCAACACAGCAGAAGCAGGAAACUGUGCAUGUUCAGGUUCAAGACUUCUGUACAAGGAAACUGUUCCAGAGAAUAGCACUCCUAGAAGCAGAAAAAUCCACCAGGCAUUUCACAUUGCAGGAGCUCAGUUCUGCUACUAACAAUUUCAACCCUGUAAUGGUGAUUGGAGAAGGAGGUCAUAGUGUGGUUUAUAGAGCCAACCUUGAGGAUAGUCGGAAAGCGGCUGUGAAAGUCCUCAAACCUACACAUUACUCCAUGGAGGAUCUUGUCCAAGAAGUAGAGAUGUUAUCCAGUUUCAAGCAUGAUAACAUAGUUAAGAUAAUAGGGUUCUGUGCCAACAAGGAAUUCCUUGCCAUUGUUUAUAAUCUGCUGAAGGGAAACUUGGAACAACAUUUGAAACAGCUGAACUGGACUGAGAGGAUGAGUGUAGCAAUUGGUGUAGCAAAGGCACUUGAGUACCUUCAUCAUGUUCGUGACCCUCCCAUCAUUCACAGAGAUGUGAAGCCAUCUAACAUCCUCCUUUCCGAUGAUUGCCAUCCUCAACUCUCAGAUUUUGAAGCAGCUAUAUUGCAUCCUCAUUCUUCUCAAGUUUCAGCAAACAAAAAGCCAGUUAACAUUGUUGGGACCUUAGGAUACGUGGCACCAGAAUAUAUGAUGUAUGGAAAGGUUGAUGAAAAGAUAGAUGUCUACUCCUAUGGGGUACUGCUUUUGCAACUUAUCACUGGAAAGGAAGUUGUUCAAAGAAAACAGACUAAUCAUGAACACUUGGUGCUUUGGGCAAGGUCUUUACUCUGCUAUGGCCUGCUCAAUCGUCUUGUUGAUCCUUACUUGGGAAAAAAUUACAAGAAGGAAGAGAUGGAGAUUAUGAUAUUCAUAGCACGCCUAUGCCUUUUGCAUUCAUCUUCAAGAAGGCCAACAAUGAAAACGAUACUCAGGUUUUUUGAGGAUUCAGAGUGCUGGGUAAAGAUGCAGAGGGAGAAAGAUCAACUUCAAAAUGGGUUAUACUCUAAAGGUGAAAAGGAAUUGUGGAGACAAUAUCAGUCAGCAUGUAAUGGAACUGGAACUGCAAAUAUGGAUGAUAUCAAGCAAUUAAUCAUAUAACUAAGCUUGAGCCAAUUGGGCAAAGUUAACAGGGGAUACAAAUCUCUGAUCUCCACUGCAGAGACUUUGAAGCAGCUUGUGUUGGAUGGAACAUAUCCCAGAACAAGUAUUCAUGGCAAUUUGAGCAAAGAUUUGCUUUCAGAUCACAGAUAGAUUCUGCAUUGAACUUCCCAGCUCCACAACAUGCACUUUUGAUAUCCUUAAUUUCUGGGAAUUGAAAACGCAGGUUUGAAGAUAAUUAGUCUAAUGCACAUCAUAAAACACCACAGUGCAUAACUUUUAUGUGUUUUGGGGUGACAAGCUUGCUCAAUGGUAGAGGGUUCUCGAUAAGAUUCAUUGUCAUCUCAUACGUGUUUCCAAGGGAGUACUUGAUAUCCUUGAAUUCGUAACUAAGCCUGAAUAAUUCGUAUUGGAUUGUUGAAUGGAAAGUUCUAGCAAACUGAUUCAAGUCCUUCAAACAGUCCCCUGUGGUAUUAUAAAUUCUUUGCGAUGGACAGCAUCCUAUUGGUGCAACACUUGCAAUGCCAAACUUUCUUGCUUCAAGAGCUAGAAAUCUCUGCCAUUUAAAUCCAUCAUUAGGAUUAAGUGAAACACAGUUAAUCCGGAACAGAAGCCUGCUUUUGAGAUGAUGAGUAUAUCUUACUCUCAAGUUUGCUUCAUAUAAAACUCAUAAAGUAGACAUGAACUCUUCCAUGGGAAUAGAACUGUUAGAAUUGUAAUAUCCCAAAAUAUCAUUGCUUCCAGUGCUGAUGAAGAGUAAGGAUUUAGAGAAAAAAUUUCCUGUUUCUUCGCAGCCUUUAAUGCCCUCAGAUCAUUGUAGACCUUGAUUAAUUAGUUAAUCUGUUCUCCUGUGUUGAUAACAUUCUUGUUGAUUUUUGCAACAUCAUGUGUGUUUUGAUCUUUACCAGACUUGAUUGGUGGUUUCUAAGAGAUAAAAAGAAUAAAGAAAUUGUUUAGUA
Molecule: messenger RNA, 3803 nt
Organism: Rubroshorea leprosula
Lineage: Eukaryota; Viridiplantae; Streptophyta; Magnoliopsida; Malvales; Dipterocarpaceae
Source: the annotation of a GenBank genome assembly